GUCUCGAGGGUUGGACGUCAUAAAUGAGAAGGGGCUCGGCUGCAUCGGACAGAAGACAGUGUUAUUGACCAACAAUUCCCUGCCUUAGAAGGACUCGCACGAUAACAGACUUAUUGUUAUUUUAUAUCCGACUUCAUAGUUACUUUUUGCAUUCCUAUUGGUCGAGUCGCUUGUUAAAACGGCGACUUGAUCCCGACAAUCCGAGCUUUGAGUGCACUUAGGUCGAAAGGGAUGCCGCCAAAGACACACUCCGACGGGCGCAAGCAGUCACUGGAUGUCAUCUCGUCGCAUUUAAUCGGAAAGAGUAGUUUUUCUAUAAACCUAAAGAGCCUCCGAGCAGCGCAACCUCCACCGAGUGUAUGUCAAACAAUUGGUCACUAAGAACCGGAAAUAAUAAGACAGCUAGCCUAGCAUUAGCGGCGACGUCUCCGGAGCGAGCAAACAAGCCGAGAGCGAGGAGGUCACAGCGAUACUUGGUGGAAGUUCAUCUCCUUGUGUGCGGGAACAUUGUUUAAAGACUGCAAUGAAGCUGCUGGAAAACUCCAGUUUUGAAGCCCUCAGCUCUCGUUUGUGUGCAGAAACAGGAGAGUCUCGCAUUCUUGGCAGGAUCGAGAGCUACUCGUGCAAGAUGGCGGGCGAUGACAAACACAUGUUCAAGCAGUUCUGCCAGGAGGGGGAGCCUCACAUCCUGGAGGCCCUGUCCCCGCCCCAGUCCACCGGCACCACCAGCCCCUCCCAGUUGGCUAAGAGCAGCGAGGACGGGGAGAAUCCUCUGAGCGACAAGUGCUGCAGGAAGACUCUCUUCUACCUCAUCGCCACGCUCAACGAGUCCUUCAGGCCCGACUACGACUUCAGUGCGGCGCGGGCUCAUGAGUUCAGCCGGGAGCCCAGCCUCAAUUGGGUGGCCAACGCCGUCAACAGCAGCUUGUUCUCCGCUGUGGGAGAGGACUUCAACUCUGUGGGCCCCGAGCUGUGGAGCGCUAUCGACCAGGAGAUCAACCUGCAUGCCUGUGACAUCUACAGCUACAAUCCUGACCUGGACUCAGACCCUUUUGGAGAAGAGGGGAGCCUCUGGUCCUUCAACUACUUCUUCUACAACAAGAAGCUGAAGAGGAUCGUCUUCCUCACGUGUCGCUCGAUCAGCGUCCUGAGCGCUUACGGCUGCGACAGUCUGGAGAACGAGCUGGACAUGGAGCUGGAGGACGACGACGAGAUGGACGCUUUAACGGAGGACAGGUGUCCUCGAGCUUUGUGCGUGUGAAAUCAAAAGCGUUUUUCCCGCUCGUCCUGUCCCUCCUUUUCAUUUGGACGUCCCCAAAAGACUGAUGCAUGUUUUCUAGCUGGCUUUAUUAGAUGUCAGACAUCGCUGUGACAAGCAGGACGUUCCCGUUGUCCCCAAAGAGAGCAGGUGGGUGGGAUGAACCCAUACCAGCGUCAGAGACAAACUUGGGAAGAUGAAAGUUUCCAUCCUUGUGACACGUUCAUGACUGAAACUUGUCAAAUGCUGCAUUUUUUGUGAAAAAGCUAACUUUGACCUUCUUUAUCAGUCCUAUCUUGCCAGUUUUUACUGAUUGUGUCUUAACUUGAAAAGUGAAUGUAUAGUCCAACUAUAGACUGUCGUGUGUGUUGAAUAUAUUGCAGAUGUGAAUAAAAAGCCUUGGUUAUGAUGGUAAA
Doryrhamphus excisus (bluestripe pipefish) is the source of this 1674-nucleotide messenger RNA. RefSeq names its product MAF1 homolog, negative regulator of RNA polymerase III b (gene maf1b). The record is from RefSeq and is a predicted model, not a curated record. NCBI's taxonomy places the organism in Eukaryota, Metazoa, Chordata, Actinopteri, Syngnathiformes, Syngnathidae. Gene Ontology annotation, cellular component: nucleus. Gene Ontology annotation, molecular function: RNA polymerase III core binding. Gene Ontology annotation, biological process: negative regulation of transcription by RNA polymerase III.